UUUUUCUCUUUGACACAGGAAUAAUUAUAAGCAGGUAAAUUUUGUCUAAGGGGUAAGGGGAGGUAACAUACUGGCUUGCUAGGCCCAAAAUAAUGCUCUUUCUAGUACGACCAUAUUUACCUAAUAAACUGUUCUCUUCUUGUAUAUUAAAACUGGAAAAGACUUGCUUCAAAAAAAUUCUAUUAAAAACUAUAUGAAAUAAUCUACCCGAAAUUUAUACUAGCUCACGUCAGUUUCUAAAAAUAACCCAGUUCUAAGAACUGAGUCAACCUACUAAUAAUAACUACUGUAGUAAGCGUAUGUAUUUAACGUCUACAUGAUGGCUGAAUUUCACAAUUCAGGAGCCGUCGGCGAUAUAGCUCCAGUCGUCGUAAGAAAGGUAGAUUCUACCACAAACGCGGCGAUGGACUCAGAAGAUGGCAGUGUUCCGAAGAGUUCAGAUCUCGAUAGAUUCCUGCAGCAACAGCGCAGUGACCUCAUGUAUGAGCUGAGACGCAUACGAUUUGGUGAUCGUCCAGUAACAGGCCAGAAUAAUCGAGAAAAUAUAGAAAAGUUUAUUUCCAAGCAUAUGCAGGAGCCAGCUGGUGCCAGCCAUGGCAAAGACAACGUCCCUGCAAAUGUUGAUGCUGUGGAUGUGCACAGGCCAGAAGCAGUGGUGGUCGAGGUGCAGGGUGUGUUCGAGCAACGCCGUGUGUCCUCCAUUCUGACAUCUAACUUCAGGCGCCACCUGGAAAACAUUAUUCGGGGUAGCAUUGCCAGUGCUUCACAAAGACCUAGAGUUUCAAAUAUUUCACACCCAGUCAUAUCUGCGCAGCCAACAGUUGCUACCACAGAAGAAGACAGGCCUACAUCUUCUGCUUUAACAGAUGCCAGUGAAGUCUCCAUAGCCCCUUCCACUCAAGACAGAGUUUCAACUCUCCAAAGAACUUCAAGACCAUUACAAUGGCCAUCUGGUGAUGCAACAGCAGACAGGGAACAAGAAGCAUGGAACAGCAUUUCUCAGGUUCAGCAUGAAGAUAUGGUGUAUGAGAUAAGCGAACUGCUCCAUCGUCGUCUUGUAUCAUCUGCCCUCAGCAGUGAAUUCAGAACUGUCAUGGAGCUGCAAAUCCAGAAUCAUCUACAUCACACUGGUAGCGACGGAGAAGCAGUGCCAGAUUUUGUUCGCAGCAUUCCUCAGUCCCAGAAUCACAUUCAUAAUGACUUUAGUCAGUUUGGCAUCAUGCCUGGGCUUGUGGACGACAAUGCUGAUAACAUAUCCAUCACAGGAAUCAGUGCUACUGCUGUUCCUUAUACACAGACAAAUAUGCACAUGAGCCGUGAGAUCCAAAGUCUCAAGUCCCAAAUGGAAGAGAUGAAGAACAUGCUCCGAUUGUCAUUUGAUCUUCAGAUGGAUAUUCAGCGUGCCAUCCGACAGGAGGUGGCUGCAGCACUAAGUGCAUUUACAGGUCAGGGUGAUGCUGCUGCUUCUGUUGAAACUCAGGCAAGCCGAUCUGUGCCUGUCAACGACGCUUACUGCCUUAUCUGCAUGGACAGUUAUUCAGACUGUGUGUUGUACCAGUGUGGUCACAUGUGUGUCUGCUUCCUCUGUGGAAAAAGCCUUCUGACUAGGGGAAAUGCAAAGUGUCCUGUGUGCAGGGCUGCUAUUAGAGAUGUCAUCCGCGCAUACAAAACAAAUGCAGAAUAAAAUUAUUCAUGUGAAAAGAACACUAGUGUGUGAUUUUUAACCUUAAUACUAACCUGAUAUGUACAGCUUCUUGUAAAAACUAAGUUGAAGCAGGCUGUUGUAAAAUUUUUUCACCAUCAUAUCAUGGGUACGGCAUUGAAUCCCAACAUAAUUAUGCUAGAAGUGUUAAACUUUGCAUUUUAGUGCAAGUUUAUUACAGCUAGGCUUGUGAUUUGCGUGUUUGUGUGUGUGAGCUCUAAAGUGCACCAGUAUACAGCUCCAGAAUGUAGACAGCUUCACCUCUAAAGGAUUAAACUUGACUUCUAAAAAAGAAUUAUAGCAAUCAGAUUUGCUUGGUUUCUUGCAAAACAUUUUAAUAAAAAAAGAGAACACUU
Pomacea canaliculata is the source of this 2058-nucleotide messenger RNA. RefSeq lists its product as uncharacterized. Lineage: Eukaryota; Metazoa; Mollusca; Gastropoda; Architaenioglossa; Ampullariidae. The record is from RefSeq and is a predicted model, not a curated record.